ACAGACACGAACGAAAAAAAUUGUAUUUUAUAAAUAAAUCAGUAUUAGUAUUAGAACCCAAAAAUUUCAGUUUUGGGUUCAGCAUAGGAAAUAGAGUGAAAAAAAAAAAUUUAAAUAUUCAAUGUACAUAAUUUCACCCUAUGAUAAGAAUAGAUUUAUUUCUGGUCUGUGGUCCAUGUAGUGUUGCUGUGAUGCUGUUAAUAAAAAAAAACGAUUUCAGGAAAUAAGAGUAGAACACGAGUAGAAAGAGAAAACUCUGGUUUCCCUUCAAAACAUCGAGGGACAAUUUUUAUUAUGCCUAAAUUAAAUGCUGUUUUUAAAUGUGGGGAAAGUUGCAGCGCGUUCAAUAUUAUCCAAGUGGGACAUGGGCAGGCUGUCUGUGAAGUACCGAAGUGAAGUUUGUUCGUGUUGUGUACUAUGUCGCUAAGUAAUGCAGACCAGUGACCACAACUCUGUUUGGGCAACAUGCCCAGCUGACAUACUGCUCAUGAUUUUACAAAAAUUAGACCUCAAAUCAAUUAUAAAUUGUAUGGAUGUAAAUACAUUUUGGCGAAGUCUAGUUAAAUACUAUUGUGAGAAAGCUAACUUAUGGAAAGCAGUUGUUCAAUAUAGCAUUGAAGAUGUGAAAUUCACUGAAAAAAAUAUAUUGGGAUGGCAAGACCAAUUUCUAUCUGCACAGCAAUGGCUCAAUGCUAACAAUGUAAAUGUGAGUUUGCAAAAUCAUAACAAAUUGGAUAACAUCAACAAUAUUUCUGUAUAUAGAGAUAAUCUCAUAGUAGUAACUGAUGUUGCUGUAAAAUAUUUUGACAUAGAAAAUUUUAAAGUUCUUAAAACAAUAGAAAGAUCAUGUCUUAAGUAUGAAGAAACAUCAACGUUGGUUGCAGAACUUUCAUCAUGUGAUUACAUAACAGAAGAUUAUCCCAGAACAAUUACAAUGAACUAUGGACUUGAUGUACUGACUCUCACCAAUAAAAUCAUUAAAGAAAGUUUUGAUUCUGGAUCAGUGGAAGGAAAUAUCUAUGUCCAAUUGAAAAUAAGUUUAUUCAAAGUCCAUUUGAAUGCUUGCUAUGCUAUCGAUAUCAAGAAUGUCCUCUGGAUGUACACAGCUAAUGCAAAUGGUUGGGACUUCAAAGCUCUUGCCAAAUAUUAUGGAAACAGGGGCUCAAUCUGUAGUAUACACAUUCACAAGAAUAAUGUGUAUGUUCUAUCAAAGAGGGGCGAUGUCUUUCUUAUUGAUAUGGAAUGCAAGAAGUUUGAGAAAGUAUUUCAUUUGCAUGUACCCCUAAACUGUCUGGAUUCAGAGCUAUUAUUUUUUCAACCUUUCACUCUUCUAAUAAAUGCACCAAAUGCCGAAUGCCGCGGUUACGUUGAAAUUUACGCCUACAAACAAAAGGAAUUUGUAUUAAUUAUAUCCCGCCAUGGAGUUUCAUGUGUUUUAGAACAUGGGCAUGCUUUGCUCUUGGGAUAUGAGGAUGGCAAGAUUGAGAUUUAUCUUACGAAAAAGUUGACUGAAUCAUCAGAGGGCCCCGAACUGGAGAUACAUUUACAAAAUUGUUUGGAUAAAACCAAUCAAUUGGAGAAAAGCCUUAGAAUAAAUUCCCUUGACGUAUAUGAAGACAAAGCAGGACAUCAUUUAUUUGUGGCGACACAUUCUGAUGUCUAUGAACUGUUAUUAUGUUAAGUUGUACCAACCAAGAAAUCAUUGUUACUGUUAUUAAUAUAUGUUUAUCAAGUAUACUAUAUUGUUGUGGGGAAAUGAAAUAAAUUAUUUAAAAUAUGG
Pararge aegeria (speckled wood butterfly) is the source of this 1780-nucleotide messenger RNA. RefSeq lists its product as uncharacterized. Gene Ontology annotation, molecular function: protein binding. NCBI's taxonomy places the organism in Eukaryota, Metazoa, Arthropoda, Insecta, Lepidoptera, Nymphalidae. The record is from RefSeq and is a predicted model, not a curated record. Bases 431 to 1681 code for a protein of 416 amino acids. The transcript is spliced from 7 exons.